UAAUAAGAUAAUCGAUUAGCAUGUCAUGCAGAUGGGGGCGGAUUGAUGAAGCCACGCCUCCAGUAAACUGAAAUUGAACUGAAAAUCAUUAAAUGUAUACUAUUAUAGCGUGAAGAGCCAGUGCAGUGCAACUGUUUAUAAAGCAUCAUAAACACACUCUCCUGUUCAUCUUCAGCUUCAUGUCUGAGCGCAUCGGCUUCAUCACGCGCGUGCAGAGCUUCAGCGCGUGCCAUCGCUUACACAGCAAAUCAUUAAGUGAUGAGGAGAACAAAAGAAUAUAUGGAAAAUGCAACAAUCCUAAUGGCCAUGGUCAUAACUACACAGUUGAAGUGACGGUUCGUGGAAAGAUUGACAGAAACACAGGAAUGGUAAUGAACCUUACUGAUUUGAAGGAGUAUAUUGAGGAGGCCAUCAUGAAACCUCUUGACCAUAAGAAUCUGGAUCUGGAUGUGCCGUAUUUUGCUGAUGUUGUCAGCACCACAGAAAACCUGUCAGUGUUUAUUUGGAACAAUAUGGUAAAGCUUCUCCCACCCGACAGCCUGUAUGAAAUCAAAAUAUAUGAAACGGACAAAAAUAUUGUGGUAUACAGAGGUGAAUAGUGUAUGAGCUGCUUGUUCAUGCGGCGACUCUCAGUACAGCAGCAAACAGCGAUUGAUUUCAAGAAAGUAUAUUAGGUGAAAGUGGCACCUGCUGCGUUUCACUACACUAUGGGAUUAAUGUAAGUCAGUGGGAAUUUGGCUCAGCUGUCCAGCAUGUGAGAUUGAUCCUAUUACACACAGAGAUUACACACACGCACACACACACACACACACAAAAUCUUUUUCCAAAUUAAUUAACAGCCUUCCCCUCAGUGCCCAUUGUCUUUAUGGACCCAUAUUCAUUCUCAAAGUAAGCCUGUUUGAACAGAACAAAAAUAUAUCUUAGAAUAUUUUAAUAAUAUUUUUGUACUUAAAUGUGUUUCAAUGCAUGUUAAUUAUGUAUCCUUUGCUAAUACUCUAAUUUUUUUCAAUGCAUUUUCUAAAAAAAAGUUCAUUUGUACUUCCAAUAGAUGGCGCUACAAGUGUGUCAGAUUUCAUUCCAACAAAGUUUGCCAUCAAAAACAUGUAUAUCAAGAUAUAAAUCUCUGUGUAAUCCAGGAAAAGAUGCUAUACAUUUUUAAAGUUUGUUGUUCUAGAUGUUUGACUGUGCUUCUGUUUUGAAGAUUAAACACUACACCAGCAGCCGGACUGAUUCAUGUCUGUGCAGU
Onychostoma macrolepis is the source of this 1246-nucleotide messenger RNA. RefSeq names its product 6-pyruvoyltetrahydropterin synthase (gene pts). The record is from RefSeq and is a predicted model, not a curated record. Lineage: Eukaryota; Metazoa; Chordata; Actinopteri; Cypriniformes; Cyprinidae. The coding region runs from base 180 to 599 and encodes 139 amino acids. Gene Ontology annotation, molecular function: 6-pyruvoyltetrahydropterin synthase activity. The transcript is spliced from 6 exons. Gene Ontology annotation, cellular component: mitochondrion. Gene Ontology annotation, biological process: tetrahydrobiopterin biosynthetic process.